AAGAGCAGCCACACUUGAAGUUUAUUUAAAUUCAAAUUUUAAAAUUACAACAAAAUUUAAGCUGCACAAAGACUUAGUAAUUAUUCAUCGCCUACAUUAGUGUGGUUAUACAUACAUACAUACACACAUUUAAUAAUUUCAAUAAAUUGUGCUAAGUUUCCAAAAAUUUUUAAGUAUCGAAAGAAAGUUUAGCUCUUAUCAGUAAGCUUUAGUUUUUUGAUUUGGAAGUUCAGUUGUAAAUUAAUAAGCUGACGAAAUGCAAGUGAUUUGUGGGAUCCUGUUGAUCCUGGGUGUAGUAGCUAGUAUUUUAUCUGAAUUCUGCGACAAUGGAACUGGAGAGUGCAAAGAUUUGAGUGCCACCGAUUGCCCGGCCGUAUUUUUUAACCUGGCUUUGAUUGGUCGUUUUGUGAAAUAUUGCGACGAAUUCAACGACAUUGUGUGCUGUCCACUGCCCAUUAACAUGCAAAGCCAGUCGCAGCAGUUCUCAGGAAACAUUGGCCUCAAAAGAUUCGAAAAGGAAUGUCGUCGCUAUAAUGAGAUAAGAGCUUCCUGUCGCUCCACCCCGCUGAUUGUGGGUGGCGCCAAGGCCGCUGGCCGGGAGUUCCCCUUUAUGGCGCUUCUGGGGCAGCGUGGGAAAAACUCUUCGCACAUCAACUGGGACUGUGGCGGCACCCUCAUCCAUCCCAAGUUCGUGCUCACCGCCGCCCACUGCCUGGAGACCAGCGAAACCAAGGAGCAGCGCCUGGAUCCCGACUACGAAGGUGCCAAAUAUGUGGUCAGGCUGGGAGAACUGGACUACGAGAGCAGCGCGGAUGAUGCCCGGCCGCAGGACUUUCGGGUGGUCAACUAUGUGGUGCAUCCUGCAUAUGGCGAGGACGAUGACACUGGGAGUCGCAGGAACGACAUUGCCCUGGUGGAACUGGACAGGGAGGCGACUUUCAACGAGUAUGUGGCACCUGCCUGCCUGCCAUCGGCCAAUGGAAAUGAUCAUCUCCAGGUGACAGCCGCCGGCUGGGGAGCCACCGCCGAAGGAGGACACUCCUCCUCGCAUCUGCUCAAAGUCACCCUGGAAAGAUUCGAGGAAGAGCAAUGCACUCAGCGGUUGGAGCACAAAAUCGACAGGCGCACUCAACUGUGUGCCGGUUCACGGAACACCAGUGCGGAUACUUGCUACGGCGAUUCCGGUGGACCCGUCUUCGUGCAACAUUCUACGUACUCCUGCCUCAAGCAGGUGAUUGGCAUCACCUCAUACGGGCUGGUGUGCGGCGUCCAGGGAUUGCCCAGUGUGUACACCAAGGUACACCUCUACACCGAUUGGAUAGAAAAUAUUGUGUGGGGCGAAUAAACACCUAAUAUUUAAAUAAGUAAUUCGCAACUCUUACUUAAAGGUAACAUCUAAAUUUUGUUUGUAUCAAUAUAUUUUAUGAAUGAAGAUGUUAUGUCAACAACAUUUAUUAUGUUGCUUGCACUUCAUAUUGCUGAAGGUGCUAAAAUAAGAUUUGGAAUGCUUUGUUGUUCAUAAUAAUUCAUACUACAUUUACUCAAAGUGUCAAGCUUUAAUAGAUUUGUAUAUUUUACUUAAAGAAAUAGUUUUACUGUGCACCAAUAUCGUCUUUACUUAAUUUGAAAAAAAAGUGGUUUAGUCUCCUAAGUGUUAUUGUAUUGCAUUUAACUAAGGGUGCUAAAUUAAAAAAAUAUAUAUAUUUCAUCCAAAAAAAAUAAAAUUUUUGCUUGGUCAAUACCUUUGUAAACUAUUGAAUUGAAUGUGCAGCAGCCUCUUAAAUUACUUAAAAAUUAAACAUUUAUAAAAAUUAUAAGUCCGGCACAUUGUCUUUAAUUAACCUUUUCUUAAUUUUCAAGAACUCAUUACUUAUAUUCCCUAUAAAAAUAAAGUUUAUGUGGCUUAAAAUCGGUACAAAAAAGAAACAAAUAAGUAUAGAUAAUAUAUUAUUUAGAAUUGAAAUAAUACUUAUAGUAUAUGUAGCUUAUUUUAAAGACACAUUUAUUAAAAGUUUUCUUUUUGUAUGUGUUUAUAACGAAAAUGUAUUUUUAUAAAACUCAAAAUUCAAAUGAAA
Messenger RNA from Drosophila elegans, 2075 nucleotides. Its product is annotated as serine protease snake. The transcript has 3 exons. The record is from RefSeq and is a predicted model, not a curated record. Lineage: Eukaryota; Metazoa; Arthropoda; Insecta; Diptera; Drosophilidae. Gene Ontology annotation, molecular function: serine-type endopeptidase activity. Gene Ontology annotation, biological process: proteolysis. Bases 257 to 1345 code for a protein of 362 amino acids.